Phyllostomus hastatus (greater spear-nosed bat) is the source of this 312-nucleotide messenger RNA. RefSeq names its product ATP synthase subunit g, mitochondrial-like. The transcript has a single exon. Bases 1 to 312 code for a protein of 103 amino acids. The record is from RefSeq and is a predicted model, not a curated record. Gene Ontology annotation, biological process: proton motive force-driven ATP synthesis. NCBI's taxonomy places the organism in Eukaryota, Metazoa, Chordata, Mammalia, Chiroptera, Phyllostomidae. Gene Ontology annotation, molecular function: proton transmembrane transporter activity.
AUGGCCCAAUUUGCCCAUCGCCUUGCAGAGAAGGCCCCAGUGCUGGUCAAUGUGGUUGUGACCCCCUUGAAACCUCGAGUGGCCACAUUUUGGCCCUAUGCCAAGGUUGAGCUGACUCCUCCAACCCCUGCUGAGAUCCUACAGCUACUCAGAGCUUGUGAAAAGAGAGCCCACAGCGCUCUGACUGGUGGCUUCAAGCAGCUCACACUUGAGGAAGCUCUGCCGAAUGGUCUGGUGGCCACUGAGGUGCAGAUGCGGUUUUACGUCGGCGAGAUCACAGGCAAGCGGGGCAUCGUUGGCUGUAAUGUUUGA